AUGCACAAGAGAAGUCACACGAUCGUUAGACUUCCAGUGCACUUGGAAGACCGACAGACCGUCUACUUUGCUCCUGGACAAGCCCAACAGCGAGUACAGAACGAUGACCAACGUCGUACAAAAUUGACAGAGUUCUUCACGCUCAACACAAACGACGUGGAGGCAAGGCAGUACCUCUAUCACGAGAUACCGGUGCACUACACGUGGCAUCAGGCACAGAGAAGGUGGGUGCGGCGACAAAGACGGAUGACCAACGAAACGUUGGCUCGGAUGUACGUCGUCAACCCACUCGACCGUGACCGGUUCCACCUGCGACUGUUACUUUUGCACCGGAGAGGCUCGCAGUCUUUCCGGGACAUGAGGACAGUCGACGGGGUGGUGCACGAGAGCUACGGGGCUGCCGCCAUAGCGUUGGGACUCUUGGAGUCCGACCGCGCAUGGCUGGUAUGCAUGGAAGAGUCUGCGGCGUUAGACACUCCCCGACAGCUCCGGUAUCUCUUCGUAACGAUAUUGGUGAUGUGCCAUCCAGCGGAACCGCUGGCCUUGUUCCAAGCCAACGAGGCCAGCAUGAUGGAAGAUUUCAAUCGGCGUUUCCAAGACUUGGACCGUGCCAGAGCGACAAGUCUUGACGCCAUUGGAGACCUACUUCGUGCACACGGAAAAACGCUCGGCGACUACGGGUUGCCAAACCCGGACGUCGGUUUAUUGGAACCCGAACAGGACGACCAACUGUUUGUGGCAAUAGACGUGGCGUUGCGGUGA
This is a messenger RNA of Rhopalosiphum padi (bird cherry-oat aphid), 762 nucleotides long. RefSeq lists its product as uncharacterized. The record is from RefSeq and is a predicted model, not a curated record. Bases 1 to 762 code for a protein of 253 amino acids. NCBI's taxonomy places the organism in Eukaryota, Metazoa, Arthropoda, Insecta, Hemiptera, Aphididae. The transcript has 2 exons.